Messenger RNA from Octopus sinensis (East Asian common octopus), 1184 nucleotides. Its product is annotated as mannose-P-dolichol utilization defect 1 protein homolog. The transcript has 7 exons. Bases 270 to 926 code for a protein of 218 amino acids. Lineage: Eukaryota; Metazoa; Mollusca; Cephalopoda; Octopoda; Octopodidae. The record is from RefSeq and is a predicted model, not a curated record.
GUCACUUCCGCUUCUUCUUCCACGGUUUCUGCUGGCUGCGGCGGCUGCGGUUGUGGUUGUGUCUGUGGCGGCUGCGGUUGUUCCGUUUCCUCCACUUCUUCGUUCUCCCAAGAACUCAGCUCCGUUUUUUCUUCCUCGAUGAUGUCUAUUUUCUACAAGACACACACUGCAACCUUGGUUUCCUGACAUGAGACACAUCAUUUCAGAUCCUUCUAUAACAAUAACGAAGAACUCUACAACCCAGUGCAAAGCUGAUUUACAGCCUAAACAUGUUGAACCACGAGAUUAACAACAAUGACUCUAGUACAUUCCAUUUUUACAUAAUUAGUUUUUUAAUUGCUCUGUGCAGUAUGUUCAUUAAGAUGCCACAGAUUAAAAACAUUCUUCACGCCAAGAAGGCCAAAAGUGUCAGUUUGCGGGCAGUGUUGACCGAGACUUGCGGCCAUUCCAUUGUUCUGGUGUACCAUUUUGCCAUGAGUUACCCCUUCACCAGUUAUUCCGAAUAUAUCUUCUUGGUGCCGCAAGAUUUAAUUCUCCUGUGUCUUUUGCUCUACUACAACGAUAGAUUCGACAUGAGAGUUGUAACUGGAUUCAUGGUCUAUUUCUUCAGCUGCAUUUUCUUAGCUUCUGGAGUUAUAUCGAAUGCUGUAUUAAAAGUCGCAAUUAUUUUGGCCACACCCAUAUCUCUCUUCAGUAAAUCCCUUCAGAUCUAUUCCUUGCACCAGUCCAAAGACGUCGGUCAGUUAAGCCUCACCACCUGGUUUGCAACGACGGUUUGUUCAACAGCUCGUCUUUUAACCUCAUUCCAUGAAACUGGAGACCAUGCAGUAUCCAUCAACUUCCUCUGCAGCAUUCUGCUAAAUCUUGUCAUAAUGGCACAAAUAGUUUACUACAACCGGGUCAACAGGAAGGAGAAACUACCAUGAGGUAAAAAAAAAAACAACAAAAAACUGCUUAGAAAAAAAGAGAAAGAAAAUGAAUGGAAGUCUUUCUGAAGUCUUGCUUCUUCCCUUCCGGUAAUCUCUAUUCUAACAAUAUUUAUUACUUGAGGAAUGGAUGAUAAAUACAAGCAGCUGCUGAAGUUCUAAUCAGAUAUGGUCCCGCAGACAUAUGCAAAUUAAUAUCUCCAUGAGAAAAGAAGUUCUCUUAAAUGCUUUAUAUAAAAAAAAUAUAUUGACUUACUU